Daktulosphaira vitifoliae (grape phylloxera) is the source of this 2807-nucleotide messenger RNA. Its product is annotated as orphan steroid hormone receptor 2-like. Lineage: Eukaryota; Metazoa; Arthropoda; Insecta; Hemiptera; Phylloxeridae. The record is from RefSeq and is a predicted model, not a curated record. Gene Ontology annotation, biological process: anatomical structure development; regulation of transcription by RNA polymerase II; cell differentiation. The transcript is spliced from 11 exons. Gene Ontology annotation, molecular function: RNA polymerase II cis-regulatory region sequence-specific DNA binding; zinc ion binding; nuclear receptor activity. The coding region runs from base 210 to 1664 and encodes 484 amino acids.
AGAACUUUUUAUUUAUUAAGAUAACAAUAUUUGGAUACGAAAUAGGUAAUUAAGAUUUUUGUUGCUUCGAUUUUGAAAUAAUUUGGUGCAUAAAAUUGGAUCAUACUUUCACUGAUAUGGUCAAAUUUAUUUAUAAUAAUCUUCCAAUGGUAUUUUUGUUUAGUUUGGUGAAAACAGUAUAAUUAUCAAUAAACUUAUUACCAUAAAUAAUGAGCAUUAAUAUUAAGAACAUGUUAGGGAAUGAUAAAAUGCAUUCGUUUUGUUUACCAGUUGAAUCAUGUGUUGUAUGUGGUGAUAGAGCUUCAGGGCGACAUUAUGGAGCUAUUAGUUGUGAAGGAUGUAAAGGUUUUUUUAAGAGAUCCAUUCGAAAACAAUUAGGGUAUCAAUGUAGGGGUAGCAAAAUGUGUGAAGUUACAAAAAAUCAUCGGAAUCGUUGUCAAUAUUGUCGCCUUCAAAAAUGUUUGUCAAUGGGAAUGAGAAGUGACUCUGUGCAACAUGAAAGAAAACCUGUUUCUGAUAGAGGAGAAUCUGUAAAUAGUUUAUCUGGUCCAGAUAAUAACAAUAUACCUACAUUUUCAUAUGGUAAUCAUUCAUUUGCCAAAACUGAAAUUGCACCAUUCUUUAAAAACGAUUUACCUUUUAUAAAAACUGAGAUGUCUUUUAUGACACACCGAACAUUAUUUACUGAUCAAUCAACAGCACAUUUACUACAAUCUUCAAGUGAAAAUGAUAAUUCAAGUCGUACUCAAAGUUAUUUGGAUUAUUACAUGGCUGAAGAUGAUGAGUCUUCUGUCAGUCAUUCCCCUAGUAAUGAUGCUGAUAUUAAACCAUUCAGUCAAGAUAACAAAAGUCUCUUGACUUAUGCUUUAGAUUCAAUGAAUAAUAUAACUCAACAAAAUCCUAAUAGUAGUGAACAAAUUUAUGAUAAUGACACUGUCCAUGAUUUCAAAGUAAUAGACAUAUCUGGAGAAAUAAUGCCUGAAACCAACAUAGUCUUCCCAUUUCAAUCACCAAGUCCUAAGUGCAUGUAUCUCAAUUUACAUUUCAUCUGUGAAAGUGCAUCUAGACUUUUAUUUUUAACUAUAAACUGGGUUCAAAGUCUUCCAGCAUUUCAACUUCUUUCAUUUGAAACACAAUUGAGUUUGUUGAGAAAUGCAUGGCCUCAAUUGUUUGUAUUAGGACUAACACAGUGUGCAGAAGCAUUAUCUCUGAUGCCUAUUCUAAAUUCAAUGUUAUCUCAGCUACAAAAUGAAAAUGUUCAAUCACAAAAUUCUAGUAGAGCUAAAGAGCUCAUAGAUUAUUUGAACAAACUUCAAGAUUAUUUAAAAGAAAUGGAGAAUAUAGAUGUUAGUAAAGUUGAAUAUGCAUAUUUAAAAAUCAUAUCUUUAUUUAAUACUGAUAAUCCUUCUGAAAGACAACAGUUGUAUAAACUUCAAGAAAAAGCACUUAAAGAAUUGAAGCAACAUAUAAUAAAUGAAAAAUUAGAUGAAAAUCGCAUAGCUAUUUUACUAUUACGACUUCCAGCAUUACGUUCAUUAAGUCCAAAUAUCACUGAAGAAAUAUUUUUCUCUAGUAUUCUUGGUAACUUUCAGAUUGAUGCUGUAAUACCUCAUAUCUUAAAGAUGAAAGGAUUCAAUUCAGAUUAUGAAGAUAUGGAUGCAUGAAGAGAAUUCUGAUAAUUAUUCAGUUUAUUGUUAUAUAUUUCUCAAACGUUAUGGACUUAUAUUUUUGAAUCAGAUCUAACCAUAAAGAUUAAACCUAACCUAUUAAUUAGUCUGGUUAACAAAUUAGACAAAGUAUAUAACUAAUAUUAUGGAUCAAAACAAAAAAAUUUAAAUUAAACAUACAAGAAAUGAAUAUAAUACAUAAUUCAGUUUAAUUAAAAAAAUUUUUAAAUUACAUAACUUGGAUUUAUUAAUAAUAGUGUGCGUAUGGUAAUAAACAGUGAUAAUUUUCAAAUCUAAUUUAUCUUUUAAGUUAAUGUUUUAUUUUACUUAGAUAACUAUUUUUAGUUAAACAUUUAUUUCAAUAAUUAGUGAUUUACUAAAACACAAAAAAAAUAUAUUUAUAUACUUUAAUUUGUCUUCCCAAAUAAUUGUUAUAUUUUUAUUUAUUUUUUAAUUUGUUAUAUAUUAAAAAUUAUAAUAGAGUUAAAGUUCUAAAUGAGAUAAACAUUAGUAUUUAUACUAAAGCAUCUUUAAAGGGUUUAUUUACAAACAAGCUUAUUUAAUACACUAAAUAACUAUAAAUUUGAUUUUUUAGAAAUUAGUUGUAAUAAAAAUAGUUUUAGAAAAGGGUUUAAAUAAUGUAUUUAUGUAUGGUCUAGAUAAUUUCAAAAAUUAUAUACAUGCUAAAUGAAAUACUAUUUUGUAAUGUAAUAUCAUAAUUUUUAUUACCUUAUAAAACUUCUGCUAAUUUUCUACAUAAAUAUUUUUAGAAUAGUUUAUGUUGAGAAAAUUUGCUAUAAGUUUAUUUUUUAAAAAUAUAUGUUUUUUUAUAAAUUAUUAAUAAGUAAUUUAAAAAUUUACUGUAAUUAAUUUUGAUUAAUUGAUGAUUUUUCAUACAAUUAUUUUUGUGUCUUAUUGUAAUUAUGCAUUAAUUUUUAAACAACAUAUAAAGGGUUGAGCAAUUCAGACAAUAAAAAAAUUAAGAAGUUUUAUCUUAUUCAUAGAUAUAUUAUUUAUUGUAAUCAUUUAGUUUAAAUUACCUGUUUUUAUAAAUUGUAAUCUAUAGCUUCAUAUUUGUUUUUAUUAUUAGAAGUGUUAAUUUAUAUGUAAUUUUGACAAUAAAAAGUUGAGUAAUAACAA